AUGAGGAAACUAUUGGUUCCUGUGUUAAUUAACAACAAUGCACUAGCAGCAGCAGAAGCGAAUACAGCGAAGUGGCGAGCGGCGCACGAGGCCGCGCGUUCGCAGGCAGCCGCGCGCGCCGAGCGAAUGCUCGCCGACUGCGAGUGGAAGAUGCGGGAACUCGAGAAGAAGGCAAGGGAAGCUGAGAAGGAGAAGAAACAGCUAUCAGAAACAGUGGAGCAGCUCAAAACAGCGCCGCCAUCGCCGACCCACCUAGCAGAGCUGCAACAGCUACGAGGAUUAGCCACAGAACAGCAGAGAUCAGUUCAGGCCUUGACGCUGCAACUGCAGAGAGUGGAAACUAGGGAGGAGGCGUUGAAGCUGGAGGUGCAUAGACUGAAGGAACUGCUAGAGAGGGAAGCGAGGACUAGCAAGGAUAAGGAUGAAAGACAUUUGCAGACAAUAGAGAGGCUAGAAAAGCGCCACUCAGAAGCGAUAGACGCGCUAAAAGCGGAGCAUGCGCAGUCCGCCGCGUUGUCGCGAGCGAACCUCGAACGUUUGCACGCGGAGCGAACGCGCGCGGCGCUCGCGCAGCUUAGAGCAGAGGCCGAGCAGGAGGCGAGAAACGCUGAUAGAAAGCUGAGGGAGGUUACUACUAGAUUCGAAAACCUAAAAGAAGUGCUCGCCAGCAAGGAGUCGCAAUUCGAGAAGGCCAUAGCAGAAGCGCACAGCAAGGCUGAUUGGGACAUCAUGCAGCUACGCCAUCUGCUGGACAAAGCUGACAUCACUUACGCUAACAAAGUGGAACAGAUGACGGAGAGAUUCGAGAAGGAAAAAGAACAACUUAUAGAAGAAUGGUCAGAGAAGCUAAGAGAAGUAGAAGAAGAAGCAGCAGCUGCAGCAGAUGAAGCUAAGCAACUUCUAGAGUCUACUAGACUGAAACUCGUUGCGGAGAGGAUGGAACAAGUGAACAAAUUGAAAGAGCAACACAGACAAGAAAUGGACGACCAAUGGGAACAGUUUAUGACUGACAAGGAGAAUUGCCUCGCGCGUAUGAAGACAGAGUGCACACAGGAAGGAGAAGAAGAGAGAGUUAAGAGAGAAAAGGAACUGCUAGAGGAAAUUGCUGAAUUGAAAGCACAAGUUCAAUCAAAAUCAGUGGAUUUCGACCAUCUAGCGGUAAAAGCGGCGGCUUGUGGCAGGACUCUGGCUGUUACUGAACAAGAACUCAGAGAGGCCCUGGCGAGAGAGAAGGAGCUACGUGAGAAGAGAGCGGAAGAUGCGACGAAGAUCAAGCAGGUGGAGCGAUCUUCGAAGGACCAAAUUGAGCAUUUGACGAGAAAGUGUGCAUGCCUGAGGAAACUUUUCGACGACAUCCGAGCGAGGCUGCAAGCUCGCGAGCGCAGCGCCGAGCAAGAGAUGAAGAACAGGGACAAAGAGCUGCACCAACUGAGGGCAGAGGUCGCCAGGCUCACUAAGAUACUGGUAGAACAGAGUUCGCCGAAGCUCGGCGCGCGCACGCGAGCGGACGGCUGCGAGCACAUAUUAGACGACGAGCGCCGGAAGGGCGGUUUUCGAACGCCCGAAUUGGCGCGAAAACGCCCCACCAUGGAGUUGCCGCUCCUGAAGCGAGCUGACGACUGCAAUGGCCGCCAACGAUCCAAGAGCGUUGACCUCCCUGCCGUCCAAGUCCCAGUUAGAAUAAAACAGUUGGAAGGGAAAAAAGAUUGAUAUAAUUUUAGUUACAAGUUGUAACUUAACUUGUAACUUAUAGAUCGUUUCAUCCACGAAGACGCGCCCCACCAUUCUUCCGCUAAUGUUUGAGUGUUAUUGGUACACGCUAAAUUAUCAAUGAGUGCACACGCACACUACAAUAAUGUCGCUCGGAUUGCUCAGAUUCAACUCCCCGCACCCCGCGCGACCGAGACCAAAAAUUGGUGGGGCGCGUCUUCGUUGAUGACGAUCUAUACAACUCGGUCGUAUUAACUGCGCACCUGGCAGCCGUGACGUCACAUCGACGCUGUACGGAUGGAGCGAAAGCAAGGAGGUGAGUGCGAGGGAGAGUCGCGUUCCAGCGAGGUGCGCAGUUAACUUGAUUGGGUUGUAAACGUUGUAAUAAAUGAUGAUGCUUCGAGCUCAAGCUGAAACUGUUAAUAAAUAUUUAAAGCUUAGCUUUUAUUUUUUAAUUGCGAUUAAAUAUUUAAUACGACAACAAAAGUUGCCAAAGCAGGUGAAUAACAAUUUCCUUAAACUCUGAUCUUACAAAAGUUAAGGAACAGAACUAGAACUGCUGCCGAAAGCACCAAAUAACGGAUAUAAAUGUUGUGUUCAGUUUUAUACAAACACUACUUGGGCUACAUCCUGACAAUAGUAAAAAGUACUUAGGUAUUGUAAAUAUUAAGCACAAUAUGUGGUGGUGAGAAAGCAAUAGAUUAUGUAAGAGACUCCGCUAUAAUCAAUUUAGAAUAAUAUUAUACACGUAAAUAACAAGCACUACAAGUUGGUGAAAACUUUGAAGCAAUAUUUAUUAUGAAUCUAAUCCCUCUGACGCUCGACUGAUAAUACGAACUUAUUAUAUUAUUAUCAAUUAAAUUUCAAAAGGGCACAUAAUUGAUUUUAAUCAAUGCUUGAUCAGCCCUUUUGUGCUCACUUGGAGAAAAUUGACGGUAGGCACAUUCUUCACUCGAAGAUAGCACAAAACUAACUGUAGGUAGGCAGAAACUCAACUAGAAUCUCGGUGAAUAAGAGAUAUAAAGAGAGACACGAUGUUUUGUACAUAGAAUCUUACGUAGUUUUGGGCUCUGUUUUAAAAGCGCCUUUCGAGGUUGAGCAGUUCUAAAUACAAAAUCUCAUUUUUGUCGUUACCAAAAAUGAUCGUGGUAAUUUAAUGUUGAUAAAAUAGACUUUGUUUUAAAUGUUCAAGGCAGAUUAACUGUUACUAUAGAUUGUACACCUCUAGACUAUAGUGUUAAUAGGUUUGGUUGAUACUUGAUACUCUUUGUUUAUUCACGUUUAGAUGUAAGUUAUAACGAAGUGUAAAGGGUAUUUUAAGUAUUUGUUAAUGUGCAAUAUUUUACUGUAGCAAAUUAUUGAGUAGCUGACAUUUUUCGCCUUCAAUUCCAGGGUAACUUGUGCAAAAUAAAUGUUUAUCUCAUUAAAAAUAAGUAUGUCAGUUGACUAAAGAUGGAUGUGACAACACAACAGUUACAUAUGGUUACACCCCUAGUCAAUUGACCCACUUUUUAUAACGCGAGAAUGAUAAUAAUUUAGAAAAUUAUUAACUUUUGAAUUAUUAGUAAAGGUGUCCAAUAUCUACUCAAUAAUUUAAAUUAUACAGACUGUGGUACUAAUGUUCUGAGUUUUCCGUUUGUUAAAAAACUUAUAGAAGACUUAUAUUUUAAAAAAUAUUAUGCCAAAAUUGUAAAGCUAUUUCCAAAAUGUAUGAAUUUUGUGAACACAAAAAUCAUAGAUUUUCAAUAGUUUUUGCUACCUAGAUUGUAUUAUUAGAUGAAAGUGCUUACCUAUUCAUGCGAUAUUAUUAUGCUUUUUAAAUAUUUUUAAGUAUCAAAUAAUAUUUAAGUUAUAUUUCAAAAAGUAAAAGUUAGUAGGCCUACUUAUCUCAAAUCUCAAUACUUUUGUAAUGUGCAAUAUUUUUUGUCAACUAGGAAGUUAAAUUAUAUUUUUAACAUCUCAUUAAUAUCUUACAAAUAUCCUAUUUAGAAGAUAUUAUUAUUAAUUAAGUCCUUUGUUAAACGUGUUCCGGCGCUCCUUGGAUGAGGCCUACGUCCAGCUGUGGACUACCUUGGCUUCGAUACCACAUCUAGAUAAAAUGCCUAAUAUUAUAUUUUAAUUUCAGCUGUUGAAAUACUUACUAGGUGCUUUAAGUUAAGAAUAUUUUCGAAAAUCAUCCUUUUUUAUAGCCGUAAUGGGCUUUUUAUGAGGCUAUAAUUUUAAUUAAAAUUCUCUUUUCCUUGUGGUAACUGAAUAUGCUGGUAAGAGGGAAUGUGCAAAGAAAAACUGUGCAAUUUAUUUAAUUAGUUACGAAGUAAUAUUAAGUUAAAGUUGUAUUUACUCGUCCGCUAUGUAAAUAUUAUUUACCUUUUGUAAUAAAAAUAUAUAAAUAAAAAAAGC
This is a messenger RNA of Ostrinia nubilalis (European corn borer), 4110 nucleotides long. Its product is annotated as golgin subfamily A member 6-like protein 1. Lineage: Eukaryota; Metazoa; Arthropoda; Insecta; Lepidoptera; Crambidae. The transcript is spliced from 12 exons. The coding region runs from base 1 to 1710 and encodes 569 amino acids. The record is from RefSeq and is a predicted model, not a curated record.